UCUGACGUCACAUCCGGCGGCGCGGCACCGCCCCUUAGGUGUGGAGGAGGGGCCGGGGAAGGGGGGAGUCAUCUCCUCGGGCCCGGCUCCCGGUGCCGCCGCCGCCUUCCCCUUGGGGCCGGGGGCCGGGCUCCUGCCGCCCCCACAGCUCCGCAGCGAGGAACCAGGACAGUGGCACCGCAUCUGGUGGUGGCGAUGUGCUCACGUCCUGCUUUGUUGGCCCCCCCACCAAAGCCAUGCAGAAGGAUUCAGUUCCAGUAACGUGCGGUGACAGUGAGGUUUGGACAGACCUUGGACAGGAUGUUGGGAUUUCUGAAGAACCCAGUUGUGGUUACUGCGGAGAUAAAUGUGAACCUUGUGGUGCUGACUGUGAUGGGGUUAAUAAGCCGUCUCUGGGGGCUUUCCUAUCCCCGUGCUGUGGUUUUUGAUGAAGUUUAUUAUGGCCAGUUCGUUUCCCUCUACAUGAAGAGAAUCUUCUUCGUCGAUGACAGCGGCCCACCUUUUGGCCAUAUGCUGCUGGCUUUGGGAGGUUACUUAGGAGGAUUUGAUGGAAACUUCUUAUGGAACAGGAUUGGAGCUGAAUAUAGCAUGAACGUUCCCGUUUGGUCCUUGCGACUCCUGCCGGCGCUGGCUGGUGCUCUCUGUAUCCCUUUAGCAUACCAGAUCUUGGUAGAACUGCAGUUCUCCCACUGUGCCGCGCUUGGAGGUGCUCUGCUGAUUCUCUUGGAGAACUCUUUGAUCACUCAGUCAAGGUUCAUGCUCCUGGAAUCCAUAUUGAUUUUUUUUAUCCUACUUGCGGUUUUGUCCUACCUGAAGUUCUACAAUUUGCAAAGGCACAGUUCCUUCUCUGCAAGUUGGUGGGUUUGGCUUCUGUUGACUGGAGUGGCUUGUUCUUGUGCAGUUGGAGUGAAAUAUAUGGGCCUGUUUACCUAUAUGCUGCUCUUGGCCAUCGCAGGACUCCACUUCUGGCACAUGUUAGGAAACCAGAACUUGUCAAACGUUUCCUUACUGUGCCAUUUUCUAGCUAGGGGACUGGCCCUCAUCAUCAUCCCCAUGGCAAUGUACCUGUCCUUCUUCUAUGUUCACUUGACUUUGCUGUAUCGCUCUGGGCCUCAUGACCAGAUUAUGACAAGUGCUUUCCAAGCCAGCUUAGAGGGUGGGCUGGCUCGAAUCACUCAGGGUCAGCCCUUAGAGGUGGCCUAUGGCUCUCAGAUCACUCUCCGGAAUGUGUUGGGCAAGCCCAUGCAGUGUUGGCUCCAUUCUCACACGAAUACUUACCCCAUCAGGUAUGAGAAUGGCCGAGGCAGUUCCCAUCAACAGCAGGUGACCUGCUAUCCCUUCAAGGAUGUGAACAACUGGUGGAUUGUCAAAGAUCCUGGAAUGCAGCAGCUGGUGGUGAGUAACCCACCCCGUCCUGUCCGGCACGGACACAUCGUGCAGCUGGUCCACGGCAUCACGACUCGGUACCUCAACACGCAUGAUGUUGCUGCCCCUCUUAGCCCCCACUCCCAAGAAGUUUCCUGCUAUAUUGAUUAUAACGUCUCCAUGCCAGCACAGAACCUCUGGAGAGUGGAAAUUGUAAAUCGGGAGUCUGACACAGAUGUGUGGAAGACAAUUCUGUCAGAAGUGAGGUUUGUUCAUGUGAACACCUCUGCAGUGCUAAAGCUCAGUGGAGCAUCUUUACCUGAGUGGGGAUACCGGCAGCUAGAGGUGGUUGGAGAGAAGCUGUCCAAAGGCUACCACCAGAGCAUGGUGUGGAAUGUGGAAGAGCACAGAUACGGGAAAAGCCAAGAGCAAAAAGAGAGGGAAGUGGAACUCCACUCUCCCACGCAGAUGGACAUAAGUAAAAACCUCAGCUUCAUGGCAAAGUUCACAGAAUUACAGUGGAAGAUACUCACACUGAAAAAUGAAGACACGGAGCAUAAGUACAGCUCCUCUGCUCUUGACUGGAUCACAAUGGAUACAAAUAUUGCCUACUGGCUACACCCGACCUCUGGUGCCCAGAUCCAUCUCCUUGGGAACGUUCUCACCUGGGCUUCAGCUAACGUUGCUGCUGUGAUCUAUGUGUGUCUGUCCCUGUGGUACUUGGUACGACGAAGGAGAAAAAUUUAUGACAUUCCUGAAGAUGCAUGGCAGCUGUGGGUAUCAGCUGGGGAGAUCUGUGUUGGAGGCUGGGCUGUGAAUUACCUGCCCUUCUUCCUGAUGGAGAAGACACUUUUCCUGUACCACUACUUGCCUGCCCUCACGUUCCAGAUUCUCCUGAUUCCCAUUGUAUUACAGCAUCUCAGCGAUUAUCUCUGCAGAUCGCUGCUUCCCAAGACCAUGUUCAGAGCACUGAUCGUAGCCUGGUUCUCAUCAGUGUACCUCGUCUACAGCACAUUCAGCCCUGUGACCUACGGGGAGCCCUCGCUGUCUGUUGCUGAACUCAAGGACUUGCGCUGGAAGGACAGCUGGAACAUCCUUAUCCGAAAACAGUAACACUCCCAGUCUUGUUACAGGCACAAGGAAACACACCUUUUAUGCAAAGCCAAGAAUUUGCUGUUAGUAUUGCAGUCUUUUUUAAAGGCUGAUCAAAUAAUUGCUAGUAAUCUGCAUCUAAUUAGGAAAAAAAUCUUUUAUUAAAGAAUACUCUUACAGAUAGUAAGAGUAGCUCCCUCUUU
This is a messenger RNA of Anas platyrhynchos (mallard), 2660 nucleotides long. RefSeq names its product protein O-mannosyltransferase 1 (gene POMT1). Gene Ontology annotation, cellular component: endoplasmic reticulum; membrane. Lineage: Eukaryota; Metazoa; Chordata; Aves; Anseriformes; Anatidae. Gene Ontology annotation, biological process: protein O-linked glycosylation via mannose. Gene Ontology annotation, molecular function: dolichyl-phosphate-mannose-protein mannosyltransferase activity. The record is from RefSeq and is a predicted model, not a curated record.